AAUAGAACCAACUGCUUCUACGAGUACAAACCCAUUUUUCUCGUGUAUUAUUUAACGUAAACGUUAAAAAUUGCAAUGUUACAUCGUUUUUUAAUUAUUAAAUUUUAUAAUUUGAACUUUUUAAAUAAAUUUCUUCGAUUUUUCUUCGUUUCUAUUUGGGUUGUAAGGGAGUUUGACAAGUAGGCAACAUCGCAAACCACUUCAUUUGUGUUAUUCAGUUCCUAGUUUUAUUUCAGCAAGCAAGAUUAGUUUAGACAAGAAUAUUGGGUUAGUUCAAGUUUGGUCGCGACCGGUAUGACCUCGUAAAACUUUAUUUUAGUUCCAGUGUGUUUAUUUUAUAGUGUGUGAUUAGUGCAAAGUGCAAUGUACUCGAUAUUAAUGUAGGAUAUGGCCGAACAGCAUCGCGACCCACCUGAAAUCGAGUUGGAACAGCAAAUUCAGCUGAUCAAAAAACAACAACAACUCCAACAUCAGAUUUUAUUGCAACAGUUCCAGCGCGAACAGCAACAUUUAGCUGAACAACACGAACAACAAUUACGUCAGCAUUUGGAGCAAUUUUGGGAGAGACAAAAUCAUUUGAAGGAGCUGAGACAACGGGAGCAGCUGGAAGUGCUGCGAAAAAAGGAAAAACAUGAGGAGAGUGCGGUUGCUAGUACGGAAGUUAAACAAAAACUACAGUCGUUUUUACGACAAAGGGCUUCGGGAGUUAAAGGGUCUAGACCAGAAAACUCUUGUUGGUCCGAAGGUAUGGACACCGGCUCCGAUUCCUCAACGAUAAACAACGAUUUUCCAUUACGAAAAACAGCCUCCGAACCGAACCUUCUGAAGGUGCGUCUCAAACAACGCGUAAUGAAAAGAAUGCCGCCCUCGGUGAAGAAAAGACUCCUCUGUUCGCGCCUACCCCCGAGCGAAUCGCCGCCGCAAGAACCGCCCAAGGAGCUCAGCCCCCCCUGCGAAUCCGAAGAGUAUCAAAGACACGCGCUAUUCAGCAGCCCCUCAAUGCCCAAUAUCUCCCUAGCGGCCCACCACGUCCUCUCGCCCGAUCUCUCGGAGGCCGCCGUCCGGGCGGCCUGCACCGCCAGACUGGGUAUGCCUCUGACCGGUCAAAUGCUACCCGGCACUUUACCUUUCUACCCUUCGUUGCCCGCCAUCGAAAGCGAACACGAGGAUCAACCUCUGGACACGAUUAGCGAACUACAAGAACCUCAAUCUAGGGGCGUUAUCAGGCCCUUGGGUAGGACGCAAUCGUCGCCGUUACCUUUAGGUCAUCCUUUGUUAGCCGGACCACCGCCUCCCGAUCUCCCGCCGCCUCAACCGCCGUUACCACCCACCGAAGAGCAGGAGCAGAGAGAUCUAGAACUGAGGGCGAAUGAGUCCAGAAGUAUACGGCCGUUAUCUAGAGCCUUAAGUUCCCCCGUAGUACACCUAGGACCUCCGGGAGAAGGUCCUACGUUAUCUAGGCGGAGAGCUUCGUCUACUCCAACUACUGGUCUUGCUUACGAUAACCAAAUGCUGAGACAUGCUUGCGUAUGCGGCAACAACGCCAUCCAUCCAGAACACGCUGGAAGGUUACAAAGUAUUUGGUCCAGGUUACUCGAAACUGGAUUAGUAUCAAGGUGUGAUAAGUUGCGGCCUAGGAAGGCGUCGCCUCAAGAAUUACAGACUUGUCAUUCGGAAUCUCACGUUUUAUUAUACGGAACUAGUUCUUUGAAUAGGCAUAAAACGGAUUUAACUAAAUUGAAUAAUUUACCAGUUACAGCUUUCGUUAGGCUUUCAUGCGGAGGGAUAGGGGUGGAUUCCGAUACGACAUGGAACGACAUACACACACCACCCGCAGCAAGGAUGGCUGUAGGUUGUACGAUCGAUUUAGCGGUACGUACCUGGACUGGAGAUAUAAGGAACGGUUUCGCUAUAGUUAGACCUCCGGGUCAUCAUGCGGAACCGCAACAAGCUAUGGGUUUCUGUUAUUUUAAUUCGAUAGCCAUAGCAGCAAGAAUCCUCCAACGCGAACAUCGAGUCCAUAAGAUACUAAUCGUCGAUUGGGACGUCCAUCACGGUAACGGUACUCAAGAAAUAUUUUACGAUGAUCCUAGAGUGCUGGUCAUAUCGAUGCACCGGCACGACGAUGGUAAUUUUUUCCCCGGCACUGGUGGGGUUACCGAAUGUGGAACCGGCGCCGGGGUCGGAUUCAAUGUGAAUAUAGCAUGGUCCGGUGGAUUGAAUCCGUCUUUCGGCGAUGCCGAAUACUUGGCGGCGUUCAGAAGUGUUGUUAUGCCGAUAGCCAGAGAAUUCGAUCCCGAUAUCGUCCUGGUUUCUUCUGGAUUCGAUCUUACCGAAGGACACCCCGAUCCAUUGGGCGGUUACAGAGUAUCCCCUGCUUGUUUCGGUUACAUGACCCGUCAAUUGAUGACGUUGGCUCGGGGGCGGAUUGUUUUGGCGCUCGAAGGCGGUUAUGAUCUACCGUCGAUAUGUGAUUCCGCUGAAGAAUGCGUCAGGGUUUUAUUGGGGGAUCAACCGUCUCCGAUCAGCGCGUUGGAAUUAUCGCGUAUACCUUGCCAUAACGCCAUUUUGACCAUACAAAAGGUUAUCGCAGUGCACAGUGGCCGUUGGUCCUGUUUACAAGAGGCUGCGAAAAGCGCCAUGUGCUCAUUCAACGACGCCAUCCGCAGCGAAAAGGAAGACAAAGAUACGGUUAACGCAAUGGCGAGUCUCUCCAUGCAGCAUCCCGUAACCAACAUGGUAAUAUCCCCCAUCGGAUACUUACCCACCAGCAGUCCUCAGAACAUCAUACGUCCCAGUGCAUGAAGCAAACGGUGUUGAAAUACCGAGUUUCUUUUUUAUUUGCGAAUUGUCGCAAUGCUGGACGAAUUGUUUUGUUGUAUACGGGACGUCUCACGUAUUUCGAUAAGUUUUUAAUGAAACAACAGUAUUUAACGAUGAUUUUUUUUUUAGGAAAAAUUAGUUUAUAAGACUUGGAGUACCUGUAACAGAUUUCUCGAUUGCUCAAUUGGUAAAACGAAAAAAAAAAAACAUCUAGAUGAGCUCAACAGCUGCGCGCAAUAUUUAGAAUACGGUGAGACGUCCUGUAAUUUAGGGCGUUCGAUGUUUACUAAAUGUGAGAAGUGGGUGCAAUGAAUUUCAUUUUAUUUUGAAAAUUGUUAUAAAAAGCGGGGGAUGUUGAUGUUUUAAACGAGAAAACACAAAAAAAAUUGGUGUUUUACAAUAAUUAUUAUAAAAUGUCGAACUGUUUGACAUUUUGGACGUCACCGGGCAAAAAUUUAAUUCCACUGGGCCUAAAAUUCAUAAAAACAAAGAUUUCGGACAAGUACAAUUCUUCCUUGGGUAUAUGAACUAUUGCAAUAGUUCAAAUGUAACAAAGAAAAGAAUAUGUAUUAUUAGGUAUAUUAGGUACCUAUUGUUUUGCAGUAGUUCAAAUGUAACAAAGAAAAUGUGUGUAUGACAUACUUAGGUACCUAUUGUUUUGCAGUUGUUCAAAUUUAUCACAGGUAUCUAAACAUUGAGGUGCGUCAAUUUUUUUUAUUUAGUACAAUCAGCAAUCAUAAUUUUGAGCUAAUCUGAUGACUUGGGGGCUGCUACCCCGCAUUGGAUGAAUUCUCCAAAUGAUAGACAUCUACCGUUCCAUGAAAUCAGCCGGCCACUUUUUCCCUAGUCUUCUAAUGCUGUUUGGUACAAGUAGAGGUUCUAAUGGGUGAUUUUGAUGAGAUAUUUAACAUAAUUUUGAUGCAGAGUUUGCUCAAUACCAGAUUAAGUAGAAUUUUCGACCGGCUUCUUCGUAUCUUGUGCAUACCCAUAUUUCUAUCCCAUCUACCCAUUUUUUCUAACCUUUGUUGGAUUCGGUCUGGUUCGUUCUAAUCCCAAACCAAUACCAUGGAAAAUUGAUGUUACAGGAAAUUUUUCUGAAAGUUAUUCGAUGGAAGGAUUUCCUUGAUUUUGUAGGGGAUGACUAGAUGCCAAACUUUAUCAAAAGCUCGAUCCACAUCUAAGAAUACAAUACGGUUAUUGUUCAAUUGCCUCAUUGAUGGCGAGUAGUUCAAAUGUAACACAUUUUCUCCUGAUUUGUUUUUACAUAUAAUAAUUUUAAGUUAGAAAUGUGACAUUUGAACUACUUGUUUGUAGGAAACUUCUGCUGUAAGUACAUUCGAGUUACAAUGAAAAUUAUUAUUGGACAAAAACAGUGGAAAGUGUUGUGUAAAAGGUUUGGUUCCGCAUGAAAAUGAAAGAACAAAGAAUACGGAAGAAAGAUGAAGUAGAUCUUGAGAAAAGGUGGAAAGGUAUCAGGUUUAAGCUAAUCUAGAAAUGUGACAUUUGAACUACUCGUUUUAAAGAAUUUCCUAUUGUAAAUACGACUUAGUUGUUAAAAUGGAAAUUAUCGCACCUAUAAUCCAAUUGAUGGAGAGAAAAGUUCGGUCUUUUAUGAGAUUGGAAAAAGAACAAAGAAUACGGAAGAUAUAUGAAGCAUUAACUUGGAAAAACAAAAAAGAAGAAGCUAGCCAGAAGAAAAAUAAAGACUGCAAAUGAAAAAUGAUAAAUAAAACAAGACGCGUGAUGGAAAAGAGUGGAAACCGCUAUGGAAAAAGGAGUCAACAAAAUGCUUGAACUACAACAAAUUUAACACCUGAAAAGGUAGAAAGGCGUCGGGAUUAAGCUAAUAUAGAAAUGUGACAUUUGAACUACUCGUUUUUAGGAAAGUUUCGCUGUAACUAUUAUAUUGAGUUGUAAUGGAAAUGAUAACACCUACCUCUUAAUGGACGAAAACUGUGGAGAGUAUUAUGUAGAAAGGUUUGGUUCGGAAGAAGAAUAAAUAAUACGGAAGAUACAUGAAGCAAGAACUUAUAAAAACAAAAAAAAAUGAUGAAUAAAACAAAAGACACAUUAUGGAAAAGAAUGGAAACAGCUGUGGAAAAGGUGGCCAACAAAAUAGAGGUCAAUAGAAAUGUGACAUUUGAACUACUCGUUGUAAAUAAACUCCUACUGAAAAUUGUCACAUCUAAUGGAUAAAAACAGUGGAGAGUUUCAUUUUUAGAGGAAAAACUUGUUUGGAAAGGGGAAUUGGGAUUUGCCCGGUGGCUCAGUUCGGCCGUUGUUCAAUUAUAAAGAUGAAGAUACUUUUUUAAGAAAAAAAAAUAAAUUGUUGGAAUAUAUUGUUGUAGAUUAAAUUGCAGUAAAUGAAAAUUCAGACUCAAUUAGUUGUAAAAUCGGUUGCAGGAUGGUAUUUAAUAUUUCUCCAAUCAUUUGAGUCGAAAAGUAGAAUAUUUACAAGGAAAAUGCGUUUAAUUCAUCAAAUUAUGACGUAGAAUAUUUUUUAAUUAAUAAUUUUUGAUAAUACAACGAAAAAUUUUGAUUUAGAGGUAACAAAAUUUAUCAAAAAAUCUGUAGUAUCAAAACGGGGUAAUGUCAACAGAGUCAAAAUCCCUUUUUAUAUCCAAGAAGAUUCCUGCCACCUUUAAACCUCUGAAAUUUGCAUAUUUGAAAUUAUAAUGAUGGAAUGUAACAUUUUUUCUUUGGAUCCAAAUUUAUUUUCUUUUGUUAUUUUCCUUGGAUGAUUUUCUAAAUAAAUUUUCCCCGUCUUAACUAAUUAUGAAGUGAUUACAUAUAAUUUUGUUUAUAUUUUGUACCAUCCUGUAACUGUAUAUUAAUUUUUUAUACAGGGCCAACAACCCCUAGUGUACAUUGAUGUUGAAAUAUCCUUUUUUAAAACUUUUAAGAAAAAUUGGAGGAUUUUGGAAGCACUUGACAUUUUCAUUAACGCAAAUAUCAUACAACACGCACAGUUUUUUUAAUGCUAAUGUAUAUUGUCGAUUAAAAACACCUACUGUUGUUUUAAUGCCCUAUACAACAUUUAAUUUUGAAAAAUGAUGAAAAUAACUGAAUUUUGGCAAUAUUUUGAAAAAUUAAUAGAUGGCAUUAACAUUUCGAAAUUAUUUUGGACACGAAGUCACCAAGACUGUUCUGAAAGUCAAAUUUCGGUCCCUUUAUUCGAUCAUCGCUGGCGGUAUAUCACAUAUUGGCUUCUAAGGUCUCAAUUGUUGCUGGAAGAAGUCCAUGAGUUCUUGGGUGUUGAAUUUACCACAUUUUGUUGAUACCGUAUCUCACCCGGAUCAAUAUAAUUCAUAUUUUCAACUGAAAAAGCAUUGAUUAUGGUGUGAUAACAAUUUCCACAACCACCUUAUUCAUUUUUAAAGAAAUAAUUCCAAUGGUGCGUAUAAACCGCACUAAAAUGUGGAUUUUUCUGAAAUUUUGUAGUUAAUUGAGACAAUAAGUGAAAAUUAAUUCGUUUGUACCACCAUUUGGAAGAAUAUCAAAUAACAUUAAUGUCCCAUGAUGCCAUCAGCUUAUAAACCACACUAAAAGGGCAUUUUUCUGCAAGUUGGUGGUAAACUGAGACAAUACGUGAAAAGUAGUUCAUUUGUACCACAAAUUGGAAGGAGAUCUUGUGACAACAAUGUCCAAUGAUGCCAUCAGCGUAUAAACCACACUAAACAGAACGUUUUUCUUCAAUUUGCUGGUAAACUGAGACAAUAUGCGAAAAGUAGUUCAUUUGUACCACUAUUUGGAAGGACGUCCAGCAACAAUAAUGUCCCAUGAGACCAUCGGGUAUUUUUCUGCAAAUUGAUAGUAAAUUGAGUCAAUAACUGAAAAGUAGUUCAUUUGUACCUCUAUUUGGAAAAAGAUCUUUUGGCAAUAAUGUCCCAUGAUGCCAUCAUCACUUAAACCACACUAAACGGUGCAUUUUUCUUAAAUUUGCUGGUAAACUGAGACAAUACGCGAAAGUAGUUCAUUUGUACCAUUUGGAUAUCUGGUAAUAAUAAUGACCAAUGAUGCCACCAUUAUGUAAACCACCCCAAAUGAUGUGAUUUUCUGGAAAUAAUGUCAAUUUAAAAACAUAAUCUUCAGGAAACCAUUUUUUUUUUUCAUUUUACUUUCAUUUUAGAUUUUUGCGGAAAGUAUGACAUGAAAUAUUCUGAAAAUUAUGCGUGUUGUAAUCAAACAUAUACUAGAAAGUGCAAUAGAUUUUUUCACCUCCUACUUUUUCACUAAACACGUUUUUUAAGAAAAAAAAAAGUGGAACAUUCCUGCAGUCACUAAAAGUGGCCGCCUUUUAUUAUAUAAGAUCAAAUUUAUCGUGUGUUUUAUUUUUGUUAAUAUAUUGAACGUUUUUAAUAAAAUCAUUUAUUUACUUUUAAAAA
Messenger RNA from Diorhabda sublineata, 7208 nucleotides. It is a transcript of the gene HDAC4, whose product is annotated as histone deacetylase 7. The coding region runs from base 388 to 2805 and encodes 805 amino acids. Lineage: Eukaryota; Metazoa; Arthropoda; Insecta; Coleoptera; Chrysomelidae. Gene Ontology annotation, molecular function: histone deacetylase activity. The transcript has 10 exons. Gene Ontology annotation, cellular component: histone deacetylase complex. Gene Ontology annotation, biological process: chromatin organization; negative regulation of transcription by RNA polymerase II. The record is from RefSeq and is a predicted model, not a curated record.